This is a messenger RNA of Owenia fusiformis, 998 nucleotides long. The record is from the annotation of a GenBank genome assembly. NCBI's taxonomy places the organism in Eukaryota, Metazoa, Annelida, Polychaeta, Sabellida, Oweniidae.
UGUAUACAUCUCCCAGGUUAGAAGUUUGCUGAAGGCUUGUAAUUUAGAAGAAUUUGAAGAUCUGGAAGAAAAAUUCUUUCCUCAAUGGAGUCAAGCUAUGAUAGAAUACUUUAGGGCUCAUAUUAGGUCAGACAUUUUGAACCAUUCUGUUCGUUGGGUGUUAGAGGGACAUAACAUGUACAAUCCUUUCUCUGGUGUUACAAACAAUAGUGCUGAAUCUCAUAAUGCAGUUUUGAAAAGACUACAAGAAUGUAAACAAGCUCCCAUUGAUCAAAUGGUUCUUGCGUUAUAUUUUCUACAAAAUUCUUACCAGGCAGAGUGUCUCAGAGGUAGAGCGGGGAUUGGAAAUUACUUGCUUUUGCCAGAAUUUUCGAAUUGUUCAAUUCAAAUUGAUGAAUUAGUGAUGCCAAAUCAUAUAUACAAAUCUGAAGACAUAAUUGAAAUGGUUAAAAACAAUAGGUGUUAUGUUGGGGAAAUAGGUUCAAAUAGUCAGGAAGUUCAGUCUAAUGAAAGUGAAGUCCAGCAGUUAAAUAGUCCUAGCAAUAGUGUAAAUGAUAUUAACAAUGAAAGUGUAGAGAAGCUCCAAACAUCUCAGUUGACAAAAUGUGAUAUUCCUGAUAAUCAAAUACAGGCAGAAAUAAGCCAAAUUCCUGUAGAGGAACAGUCUAAUCAAUGUCAAUCACCAAUGUCUCCCCAUCCAGUUAAUGAUACUGUGUUAGGCUCAAACGUACCAGUCAAGUUAGAAAGUAAUGAUAUAAUAAAGAGUCAAAACAAUAGCAAACAAUCAAUGUCUCAAGUAGCUAUGGCCAAAGCAGUUAUCAAUUCAAAUGGUGUUAAACAUAUUCCUGAGAUGGGUUGCUUUAUUGUCCGUGGAAUCAGAGAGGAAAAAUAUGCAGUUACUAUUCAUCCAAAAGAAAAGUGUCAGUGUCCUUCAACAAAUACUUGUUACCAUAUAAUUGCAGUGAAACUUUCCUUAGGUCAGACGUUAAAUGAUAAUA